Cavia porcellus (domestic guinea pig) is the source of this 2437-nucleotide messenger RNA. It is a transcript of the gene Hspa6, whose product is annotated as heat shock protein family A (Hsp70) member 6. Lineage: Eukaryota; Metazoa; Chordata; Mammalia; Rodentia; Caviidae. Gene Ontology annotation, cellular component: blood microparticle; nucleus; cytosol. The record is from RefSeq and is a predicted model, not a curated record. The transcript has a single exon. The coding region runs from base 174 to 2105 and encodes 643 amino acids. Gene Ontology annotation, molecular function: ubiquitin protein ligase binding; ATP-dependent protein folding chaperone; ATP binding.
GGGACUCCGCAGCCCUAUAAAAGGCGGGCUGCAGCCGUGCCCAGCAGAUUCCCUGUGGGUUAGAGUGGAAGAGUGCACACGGCCUCUGCUGAGUGACCCUCUGCGCCUGAGCAGCCCAGACCUCCAGAGUCUCUGCGUCUGAAGUCAUAUCCCAGGAACAGGAAGCCACAACCAUGUCGAUCCCAAGGGAAGUGGCGAUUGGCAUCGAUCUGGGCACCACGUUCUCGUGCGUGGGCGUGUUCCAGCACGGCAAGGUGGAGAUCCUUGCCAACGACCAGGGCAACCGCACUACGCCCAGCUAUGUGGCCUUCACCGACACCGAACGACUGGUGGGCGACGCUGCCAAGAGUCAAGCGGCCCUGAACCCGCACAACACGGUGUUCGACGCCAAGCGGCUGAUAGGACGCAAGUUCUCAGACGUGACCGUGCAGUCAGAUAUGAAGCACUGGCCCUUCCAGGUGGUGAGUGAAGGCGGCAAGCCCAAGAUGCGCGUGUCUUACCGUGGGGAGUACAAGACGUUCAACCCCGAAGAGAUCUCAUCCAUGGUGCUGAGCAAGAUGAAGGAGACUGCUGAGAUGUACCUGGGCCAGCCUGUGAGGAACGCGGUGAUCACAGUACCUGCCUACUUCAACGACUCACAGCGCCAGGCCACCAAGGAUGCAGGGGCUAUCGCGGGGCUCAACGUGCUCAGGAUCAUCAACGAGCCCACUGCAGCCGCCAUCGCUUACGGGCUGGACAGGCAUGGGGCAGGAGAGCGUAAUGUGCUCAUUUUUGACCUCGGUGGAGGCACUUUUGAUGUGUCUGUUCUCACUAUUGACGGUGGUGUCUUUGAGGUGAAGGCCACGGCUGGAGACACUCACCUGGGUGGAGAGGACUUCGACAACCGGCUGGUGAACCACUUUGUGGAGGAGUUUCGGCGGAAGCAUGGGAAGGAUGUGAGUGGCAACAAGCGGGCUCUUCGCAGACUGCGCACAGCCUGUGAGCGCGCCAAGCGCACUUUGUCCUCAAGCACUCAGGCCACUCUGGAGAUUGACUCCCUAUUCGAAGGUGUAGACUUCUACACGUCCAUCACUCGUGCCCGCUUUGAGGAGCUGUGCUUGGACCUCUUCCGAAGUACCUUGGAGCCUGUGGAGAAGGCUCUGCAAGAUGCCAAGCUGGGCAAGGCCCAAAUCCAUGAUGUCAUCCUAGUGGGUGGUUCCACCCGCAUCCCUAAGGUGCAGAAACUACUGCAGGAUUUCUUCAAUGGCAAAGAGCUGAACAAAAGCAUCAAUCCUGAUGAGGCUGUGGCCUAUGGGGCUGCUGUGCAGGCAGCAGUGUUGAUGGGGGACAAGUGUGAGAAAGUACAGGACCUCCUGCUGCUGGAUGUGGCUCCCCUGUCACUGGGGCUGGAGACAGCAGGUGGGGUGAUGACCACGCUAAUCCAGAGGAAUGCCACCAUUCCAACCAAGCAGAUGCAAACUUUCACCACCUACUCUGACAACCAGCCUGGAGUCUUGAUCCAAGUGUAUGAAGGCGAGAGGGCCAUGACCAAGGACAACAACCUAUUGGGGCGUUUUGAGCUCAGUGGCAUCCCUCCUGCUCCACGUGGAGUCCCUCAGAUCGAGGUGACCUUUGAUAUUGAUGUCAAUGGUAUCCUGAGUGUGACAGCCACUGACAGGAGCACGGGCAAGGCUAACAAGAUCACCAUCACCAAUGAUAAGGGCCGGCUGAGCAAAGAGGAAGUAGAGAGAAUGGUUCAUGAAGCUCAGCAGUACAAGGCUGAGGAUGAGGCCCAGAGGGACAGGGUGGCUGCCAAAAACUCCCUGGAGGCACAUAUCUUCCAUGUAAUGGGCUGCUUGCAAGAGGAAAGUCUUAGGGACAAGAUUCCUGAAGAGAACAGGCGCAAAGUGCAAGACAAGUGUCAGGAAGUUCUUGCCUGGCUGGAGCACAACCAGUUGGCAGAGAAGGAGGAAUAUGAGCAUCAGAAGAAGGAACUGGAGCAAAUGUGCCGCCCCAUCUUUUCUAGGCUGUAUGGAGGGUCUAGUGUUCCUGGAGGCAGCAGCUGUGGGGCUCAAGCCCGCCAGGGGAGGCGCAGUACUGACCCUAUCAUUGAGGAGGUCGAUUAAAUGAUCUCUUGUGAUAAGUCUGCUAUUACUGUAAAGGCCUGGGCCUAUAGGCCUUCAAGACUGUCUUCUGUGAUUUUAUCUUGUAACUUUAAGGGCUCUGGGGUGAAAAGUAUCUUCCCCCUAAAGCCAGGAGCUUUCUUCUCAGUAUGUUGUGUAACUAAAGUCCCUGUUAUUUGUCUUUUUUAAAAACAAAGUUCUCCCAUUUCAUACAAACAGAAGUCAUUAACAUUUGUGUGGCACUUUAACAUUGCUUUGUUCUUUUGUAUUUCUUGUACAUAUGGAUUUUGUUAUGUGACAUAUAGUUGUAGAUCUAAAUAAACUUUUAAAAACUC